This is a messenger RNA of Trichosporon asahii var. asahii CBS 2479, 3291 nucleotides long. Its product is annotated as 1-phosphatidylinositol-3-phosphate 5-kinase. The transcript has a single exon. Gene Ontology annotation, molecular function: ATP binding; 1-phosphatidylinositol-3-phosphate 5-kinase activity. The record is from RefSeq and is a predicted model, not a curated record. Gene Ontology annotation, biological process: phosphatidylinositol phosphate biosynthetic process. The coding region runs from base 1 to 3291 and encodes 1096 amino acids. Gene Ontology annotation, cellular component: fungal-type vacuole membrane; endosome membrane. Lineage: Eukaryota; Fungi; Basidiomycota; Tremellomycetes; Trichosporonales; Trichosporonaceae.
AUGGAGGACUAUGAUGACGAGGACGACCGCCGCUCCAUCAGCUCCGGCAUCAGUUCGCUUCCCGACCGCGUGUUCAGCCCCGAGGUCAGCUACGCCCAAUCGCCCUUUGCCGCCUCGCAGCUUCUGAGGAGCCACGCCGCCAACGAGUCGCUGUCAGCAAUCGACGAGACCGACGUGCCCCGAUACUGGAACCGCGACCCCGAUCGACCCUUCACGCCCGAAGGUGUCAGCGAGGCUGGAUCAGACACCGAGGAGGACGGCUUAUGGACCGGUGCGCGGCCAAGUACAGCUGCGCCCUUCCGAAGACAAGACGACGAGGCCUCUGACGACCACCACAACCAGGUCGUACCACACGGCACGCCGCCGAACCUCGGAAACGAGGGUGACCGGCGUGACUUCCCGACCACGCCCCAUCACUUCUUCCCACGGACUGAGACGAUGGACUCUGAAACGGAUCCGCGUUACUUUGCCCUCAUGGACAGUACGAAUGGGCGACCAGGCAUCCGCUCCCGCCUAAGCUCGGCCAACAGCGUGCUCGGCAUCAAUGCCUUACUCGACUCGGACAGGAAGGACGGGCUGUGGCGUGCCCGCUCGCAGUCGUUUGUGACGCCGCCAGAAUUUCUGUGCGGCCCGUCGCUCGCGCACUUCAACACGAUGCUGCAGCAGGCGAUCGAGACGGCCGACCUGUCCACACCAGCACAGUGGCACAGAGUGCUUGGCAGACUGCUGCUCCGCGUGUCGACCAAUGUUCGCCCCGUCCUUCGCGCUGGCGACUCGAUCGACGUGCGCGCCUACAUCAAGAUCAAGAAGGUGCCCGGCGGCAAGAUCAGCGACUCGGAAUACGUCGACGGAAUUGUCAUCACGAAAAACGUCGCACACAAGGGAAUGUCUAGGCGCUUGGUCAAUCCUCGCAUCAUGGUCGUCACCUUCCCUCUCGACUAUCACCGUGUCGAGACCCAGUUCAUGUCCCUGGACCCCAUCAUGAAGCAGGAGCGCGACUACCUCCGCCUCCUCACGAAGCGUAUCAUUGACCUCCGACCACACAUCGUGCUUGCUGAGCGGUUCGUCUCCCGCAUCGCGCUCGACUAUCUCUAUCAGGCGAACAUUGUUGUGGCUCGUGGCGUCAAGUACUCCGCCGUGCACCAGGUCGCGCGCUGCACGCACGCCGACAUUAUCGCGUCAAUGGACCGCCUGGCGCUCGAGCCGCGUCUCGGACGUUGUGCCGAGUUCCGUGUCCAGACGUUUGAAAACGAGGCGAUCCCCGGCCGGCGCAAGACCUACAUGCGCUUCGAAGGCACGCACAACGGAUUCGGCGGCACGAUCAUCCUGCGCGGCGGCGAGCUGGCCACGCUUAGGAAAGUCAAGGUCAUUGCCGACUUCAUGUCUCUCGUAGCAUACCACCUUAAGAACGAGACGUUCCUCUACGGCGACGAGUUCCACAUGCUCCCGCCGCACCCCCCCAUGCCGCAAAAGUACCAGGAGCUCCUGGCGAUGCUGGCCGAGGACGAGGUGCCCAGCAAGAUCUACGGCCGACCGGUCAACAGCACGUCGAACGAGGAGGACAGCGACGAGCUCACGCCCCGCGCCCUCCCUGAGCGCGACGAGGAGCGCGCAGACGCCCUCCGCCUCACAAAGGACAUUGCCGAGUCCCUCCGCCCAUACCUCGUCACGGUCCUCAGCGCGUCGGUCGCUGUCCGCUUCCCGCCCCCGCGCCCCCUGGCCAAGAUGGCCGACCUCGAUCGCCAGCUGAACCACCUCUUGCUCCAGAAGGAUGAGAAGGAGGCGCAGCAGAUCCUGCAGGAGGAGCUUAGGAUCCCCUUUGGCCGCUUCGAGGCGAUCGAGGAUGAGAAGGAUAAGGCACAGGAAAAGGAGAAGCCUCAGGAGAAGGGCAAGGAGGACGAGAAGGAGUCCAAGGAGGACAAGGACAAGUCGAACGAUGAGGAGAAACAGCCCGAGGCGGACGCGACUCCGAAGAAAGCGCCCGAGAAGCCCGCCUUGGGCGAGCCCAUCAUCGAGGAGAUCGGCAGCGAUACUGACACCGAGGACGAGAAGGUUCUCUCUAGCAACAAUGAGACUCCUCGUGCCGAUGACACGCCUCGAGCGGAGAGGACCGAGUUCAAGCCUCUCACCCCCGUCGCGAUGGACUCGAGCCCCGAGUCCUCGACGUCUAGCAAGCGCAGCUCGCAGCUCGGCCCUGCGCCUAGCACUGCCGCCCCUUCCGCUAGCACCGCUCCCACGUCCAUUCCUCCUUCCUCAUCUGUGCCGAGCACCUCCACUCCGAGCCAGAUUCUCCCAACGCCCGCGAGCAAGGGUGACCCGUAUCGCGUCCUCCUGAACCCGGCCGACUUUGAGGACGCCACCAAGCUCGCAUUUGUCGAGUACGAGCACGCCGAGCAGCUCAAGGUCUGGGAACACUAUGUACGCAAGCACGACGAGCCGCUCGACCCGCAAAACUACCAGGGCAUCAUCUACACGCAGGCACUGUUCCGACAGGGGCAAGACAAACCGUGCACCGAGUUUGCGCGGCAGCAGAUCAACUAUUACCAGGACGAUGACCAGUCUCUCGGCCAGUUCCUGGACGGCAUGGUCAAUAACGCUGGCUUGAGGUGUCCCGGCAAGAACUGCGAGCAGUUGAUGCUGUUCCACUAUGACGUGCUCGUGCACGGUGAGCGCCGGUUGCAGAUCGUCAUGGAGCAGUUCAUGUGCCCCUUAGUCGGGCACGAGGAGCAGAUUCUCACCUGGUCCUACUGCAGGCAGUGCAACAAGAGCUGGGAGCCGCAGGUCAUGCGCGACGAGACUAGCCGCAUCUCCUGGGGUACCUACCUUGAGCACUGCUUCUACCCGCCACAGACCAACACAGGCUUCGGGUGCACGCAUGACGCCUACCGCGAGCACAUCCGUUACUUUGCGCACCGCAAUAUGGUCAUCCGCAUCCACAACGACGAGAUUGAGCUUUUCGAGCCGGUCCGCCCGCCAACAAAACUCCUCGUCCGCGUCGAGGACAAGGUCCGCAUCAAGAAUCAGGAAUACGAGAGCGCACUCCAGCGCACGGCGGCGUUCUUCGACUCGGUCCUCUUCCGCCUCAGGAGCUUUAGCGAGGAACUCGUGCAUCCUGAAAAACUCAGUAGCAUGCGCGUCGAGCGCGACGCCCUCCUCGCCCGUGCUGUCGCCGACCGCGACGAAAUGGUCAACAGCCUCAACCGCACCUACAAGCAGACGCCGCCGACGGACGUGCUUGCCAUUAACGUCGUGCUGCAGACGCUGCAGGAGAAGGUCAUCCAAUGGGAGUGA